UCGUUCCUUGUGCUUCCUAUCGAUCGAACAUCUUUGGGACCAUUUUCGAAGAGAACAUCUUCGAUUUGCUCAACACCUCCUUUUUUCAUCCCUCAGAGUGAUUCGUUCAAAAUUUCAGAAUGCGUGAAAUCGUACAUAUUCAAGCUGGCCAAUGUGGCAAUCAAAUUGGCGCCAAGUUUUGGGAAGUUAUCUCCGACGAACAUGGUAUCGAUAACACAGGAACUUAUCAUGGAGAUUCGGAUUUACAAUUGGAACGAAUCAACGUGUACUACAACGAGGCUUCCGGCCCGAAAUACGUACCUCGAGGGAUUUUAGUCGACCUUGAACCUGGUACAAUGGACUCUGUACGUUCCGGCCCGUUUGGACAGAUCUUCAGACCGGACAACUUUGUUUUUGGCCAAUCAGGAGCUGGAAACAAUUGGGCCAAGGGUCAUUACACCGAAGGAGCAGAAUUGGUAGAUUCUGUCUUGGACGUAGUAAGAAAAGAAGCAGAAAGUUGCGACUGUCUUCAAGGUUUUCAACUGACACACUCUUUGGGUGGAGGUACCGGAUCAGGCAUGGGCACUCUUUUGAUAUCGAAAAUCCGCGAAGAAUAUCCUGAUAGGAUAAUGACCACUUUUUCUGUGGUACCAUCGCCUAAAGUCUCUGACACCGUCGUCGAGCCCUACAAUGCUACAUUAUCCGUUCAUCAACUCGUUGAAAACACUGAUCAAGCUUACUGCAUCGACAACGAGGCACUCUACGACAUCUGCUUCCGUACUUUGAAACUAACUACACCUACUUACGGUGAUCUAAAUCAUCUGGUGUCUGCCACGAUGUCCGGUGUGACUACUUGCUUGAGAUUCCCAGGACAAUUGAAUGCUGAUCUGAGAAAACUGGCCGUCAACAUGGUACCCUUUCCACGUCUUCACUUUUUCAUGCCAGGUUUUGCACCUUUGACGUCUCGAAGUAAUCAGCAAUACAGAGCCUUGACCGUACCUGAGUUGACUCAGCAAAUGUUCGACUCGAAGAAUAUGAUGGCUGCCUGUGAUCCUAGACACGGAAGAUAUCUCACUGUUGCUGCUGUUUUUCGUGGUAGAAUGUCGAUGAAAGAAGUGGACGAACAAAUGCUUAAUAUUCAAAAUAAAAAUAGUUCCUAUUUUGUGGAAUGGAUUCCGAAUAAUGUAAAAACAGCUGUAUGUGAUAUUCCACCACGUGGCCUUAAAAUGUCAGCGACUUUUAUUGGAAAUUCCACUGCCAUUCAAGAACUUUUCAAAAGGAUCUCAGAGCAGUUUACGGCGAUGUUUAGAAGGAAGGCUUUUCUUCAUUGGUAUACCGGUGAAGGAAUGGAUGAAAUGGAGUUCACCGAAGCAGAGUCGAACAUGAAUGAUUUGGUAUCCGAAUACCAACAAUAUCAAGAAGCUACGGCUGAAGACGAAGGUGAAUACGACGAGGAGGAGGAAAUCGAAGAUAAAUAA
Vespula pensylvanica (western yellowjacket) is the source of this 1457-nucleotide messenger RNA. Its product is annotated as tubulin beta chain-like. Gene Ontology annotation, cellular component: microtubule; cytoplasm. The transcript has 2 exons. Lineage: Eukaryota; Metazoa; Arthropoda; Insecta; Hymenoptera; Vespidae. Gene Ontology annotation, molecular function: GTP binding; GTPase activity; structural constituent of cytoskeleton. Gene Ontology annotation, biological process: mitotic cell cycle; microtubule cytoskeleton organization. The coding region runs from base 120 to 1457 and encodes 445 amino acids. The record is from RefSeq and is a predicted model, not a curated record.